Grus americana (Whooping crane) is the source of this 5149-nucleotide messenger RNA. It is a transcript of the gene DNAJC6, whose product is annotated as DnaJ heat shock protein family (Hsp40) member C6. The record is from RefSeq and is a predicted model, not a curated record. Gene Ontology annotation, molecular function: phosphatidylinositol-3,4,5-trisphosphate 3-phosphatase activity. Lineage: Eukaryota; Metazoa; Chordata; Aves; Gruiformes; Gruidae. Gene Ontology annotation, cellular component: cytosol. The coding region runs from base 342 to 3119 and encodes 925 amino acids. The transcript has 20 exons. Gene Ontology annotation, biological process: dephosphorylation.
CCUCUGUAAUCCCAAAUAUAUCCCGGCAGGGCCCGGAGCGGCACGCAGUUCCCAGGCAGCGGCGCCCCAGCCCAUGGCCGUCGCCCCGUGACCCGGGACCGCCGCCGAAUGACGAGCGGAAAGCCGGCGUGCGGGAGCGCAGCCAGGUUCCCUGCUGCUCUGCCGCAGGAGCCGGGAGAGGAGGAUGCACGGAUCUGAAAAGCAAGCUGGUGGACAGCAGCGCUGACGGCGGCGGGGCCAAGCCCGGGGCCAGCGCGGCGGCGGGGGCGGGCGGCCGGAGCCCGGCGCGGCAGCAGCAGCAGCCGCAGCAGCAGCAGCACCGCGCCGAGGGCGGCAGCACCAUGGACAGCUCAGGUGCCUCGUCACCAGACAUGGAGUCCAGCUAUGGAGGAGGCUUGCUAGAUAUGGUGAAAGGAGGAGCAGGGAGACUCUUCAGCAAUUUGAAGGAUAACCUGAAGGAUACCCUGAAGGAUACAUCUUCAAAGGUCAUGCAAUCUGUUGCCAGUUACACCAAGGGAGAGCUAGAUAUUUCGUACAUUACCUCAAGAAUCAUAGUGAUGUCUUUUCCGGCUGAAGGCGUUGAGCUGGGAUUCAGGAACCACAUUGAAGAUGUAAGGACGUUUUUGGAUUCCAGGCAUCCUGACCACUACACCGUCUUCAACUUGUCACCCAAGUAUUAUCGCAGUGCCAAGUUUCACAACCGGGUAUCCGAAUGUAGCUGGCCAGUACGACAAGCGCCCAGUCUGCACAACCUCUACGCUGUCUGUAAGAACAUGCACAACUGGCUACAGCAGAACCCAAAAAAUGUGUGUGUCAUCCACUGCAUGGAUGGCCGUGCAGCCUCAGCCGUUCUGGUCAGUGCGAUGUUCUGUUUCUGUCACCUCUUCUCUAAUCCAGGCCCUGCUAUGCAGCUGCUGAACACAAAGAGACCUGGAAUUGUCCUGUGGCCAUCUCACAGGAGAUACAUAGGAUACAUUUGUGAUCUAAUAGCGGACAAGCCCGUCAUUCCUCACUGCAAACCACUUACUAUCAAGUCAGUCACCCUCAGUCCAGUCCCUUGUUUCAACAAGCAACGAAACGGCUGCCGGCCCUUCUGCGACGUUCUCAGCGGAGAAACCAGAAUCCUUACCACUUCCCAGGAGUAUGAAAGAAUGAAAGAAUACCGUGUGCAAGAAGGGAAAGUCCUGAUUCCACUGGGAGCCACUGUCCAUGGAGACGUCGUCGUUUCUGUCUACCAUAUGAGAUCGACCAUCGGGGGACGCCUUCAAGCAAAAAUGACCAACACACAAAUAUUCCAAAUUCAAUUCCAUACUGGAUUCAUAGCCCUGGGAACAACCACACUAAAAUUCACCAAGCCUGAACUGGAUGCCUGUGACUCUCCAGACAAAUAUCCUCAGCUCUUUCAUGUUAUACUGGAGAUAGAAAUACAGUCUACUGAUAGACAAACUGAAUUAACUCCCCCGUGGGAGAACUUCACAACAAAAGACAUCAAUCCCACCAUUCUCUUCUCCUCUCAUCAGGAGCAUCAGGACACUCUUGCUUUGGCGGGUAGAGGUCCCACUGAUUCACCCCAGGAUAACAUAAGAAAUGUUGGACAGAGUGCAUUCUUCUCAUCUCUCAGCUGGCAAGAUCAGAAAUCUGACAAAAGUAGCUCUCACCCCACCUCAGAGGAUCGAGCAGCGUUGGUGCAUGAGGAAAGCGAACAGUCAGAUGACGAACUCUUGUCCCUUUCCAGUCAGCACAGUAAUGCCAGUGGUGACAAGCCUCACGGGACACCAAAACACAGCAAAAAGCAGCAAGAGCCUCCAGCACCGCCUCCACCUGAAGACGUGGACCUGCUGGGCCUGGAUGGUAGCCCUAUGAGCAAGAGUUUUCCCUCGCAGCCCACUGCUGCCCCCUCCAACUCAGACUUGCUGAAUGAUUUGUUUGGGGUUGGUGGGCCAAGUUCCCAGAGUCAAAGUGGACAGCCUGCUGCUGAGGAGGUCUUCCAUGUGGGAGGACCUGGAUCUGUGCAGUCAACGCCUCGGCGUUCCGCAGCUUCGGCAUCCCCAUCCCCGUCCCCAAGGGUAGGAGAAGCAACUGCCUUUGAUCCAUUUGGAAGUAGCCCUAAGCAAACUGGUCCAGACCUCCUGGGUUCCUUUCUUGGUUCAUCAGCUGUCUCUGGUGAUCCUUUUCUUCAAGCAACAAGAAGUCCUUCACCAACUGUGCACAGCGAUCCCUUUCACAUGGCUUCUAGCACACCAACGGUUUCCAUACAGCCAGAUGUUUCCGGUGGUUGGGACUGGCCCAACAAACCAGGUGGCCUAGGUGUGGGAAGUAAGUCAGCUGCCACCAGUCCUACUGGAUCCCUCCAUAGCACUCCCACUCAUCAGCCUAAACCCCAAACACUGGAUCCAUUUGCUGAUCUGGGAACUCUUGGAGCAAGUUUAGCAGGUGGCCCUUCGUUUGCCAGUAAACCAACCACGCCAACAGGCAUGGGCGGAGGAUUCCCCCCCUCGCCGCAGAAACCCUCUCCCCAGCCCAUGGGCGGCAGUGGCUGGCAGCAAGGAGCCGGCUAUGGCUGGCAGCAGGCGCAACCCAAAGCCCAGCCAAGCAUGCCUCAUGCCUCGCCCCAGAACAAGCCCAAUUACAAUGUGAGUUUCUCAGCAAUGCCGGGAGCACAAAACGAACGCGGAAAAGGACCAGCUAAUGUUGAUUCAAAACCAAAAGUGUCUGCAGAUUUUGAAGAUCUACUAUCUGGUCAAGGUUUUAAUGCCCAUAAGGACAAGAAGGGCCCCAAAACAAUAGCUGAGAUGAGAAAAGAAGAAAUGGCUAAGGAGAUGGACCCUGAAAAACUCAAAGUCCUGGAAUGGAUUGAAGGGAAGGAGAGAAAUAUAAGAGCCCUGCUGUCCACAAUGCAUACAGUCUUAUGGGCAGGGGAGACCAAGUGGAAACCUGUUAGUAUGGCAGAUCUUGUCACGCCAGAGCAAGUGAAGAAGGUCUACCGGCGGGCAGUGCUUGUCGUUCAUCCUGACAAGGCUACUGGGCAGCCAUAUGAACAAUAUGCAAAGAUGAUAUUUAUGGAGCUAAAUGAUGCCUGGUCAGAAUUUGAAAACCAAGGACAAAAACCCUUGUAUUAACUACUUUCUCAGUCUCCACUACAGACCUGUGCUAGUGCUUAUAUAGUCUCUUGUCACAAAUGUCACAGAUCAACCAAACUCUGGCUGGAAAUUCAGAAGUUUUGUAAAACUAAGAGCCUAAUACUUAUCAUGGAGAACAAGAGAAAGGUUUCCUUAUACUUGUAGCAAGAAUUCUGAGCUCAGAGGAACUCUAGCCACCUGGCUUGCCAUGUGAGAGCCACGGGGUUACAGUUUCUUGGAACUUUUCUAUUUUUCUUUGGAUUCAAGUGGGGCGAGAGAGGACACAUUCUAGGAAAAGGCGGAAUUGUUCUGUCUCUGACACAGUGUAGCUAGUGAAUUUCCUAUUUAUUUUUUUUUGUGUGUGUGAUAUGGCAACACUUCAGUUGAGUUCAAUAACUGGUGGUGAAGCCCAAACUUUGAUGUACUUUCUUUCUAGGUUUGGAUCAACCUUUAUCAAAUUUAAGUGCUCAGAUGUGGUUUAGGCGCACUUCUAACAGUCACCAUUUGCUGCUUAAUUGCUCCUACAGUGUAGUAUGCCUGAAUAGAGACAAAGCUGAAUCCUGGGUUAGAUCAGUGUGGCAGCUGACUGCUGCUGCUUUAUGCAUUAGUACUGUACUUCACCUCACAGAACAGGGAAUUGGAGGGGAAGAGUGAACCCAGAUUUGUAAAAGUGAAGAAUGAUCAUGUACCCAUGCAGUUCUCAUCAGUAGCUUGAAACCAUCAAACAAAAGAAAUACCGACAAACUAAAUCUCUGCUGUUUUAGAAACUUCCCAGUCUAUAGGUAACAAUUCCCCUCCUGAGGAUUCGGAAGACUUUUUCCAGCCCACUUGUAUCACCUCUAUGCCUUUAUCAGCUCCAGAGCACUUGGCAAAGGCUCUUGGCAGGAUGCAACCUGUUGCAACUUCACUUUUCAGACCAUGGUGUGCAAGCUGUCAUGUAGGCAUCUGUGGACCAGGUCUGAUUUUUGAGGUAAAUACAGUACAAAUUGAUUAUCUUAAAAGUUUAUAUUGGACCAAAGCAAUAAUAUCACAGAGAAAUAUCUCUGAUGCUACAGCUGGAAGCAUCUUUCCUAGUUAAACGAGUUACGUUCUUCACCCCAAAUUCUGGCAUUCUCCUUUUGUAGAAUAAUAAAAGCUAGCAGUUUCUUUACCAACACGUUGUAUCUGUAUUUGAGCUUUGAAAGGGCGGGUAUGUUCAGAAGAUGGGCAGGAAAUCAUUUGUAUUUACUGCUUGAGGAAUAGGUUGCCAUCCAAUCCGAGUCUUUAAAGCUGGUGGUUUUUAAAGACAAUCCACUUGUCGUUGCACUUAUGUUUUCAAGUGGCAAAACUUUUACUGCAAAGACAGUGUGUCAAAGUACACUGCUUUCUGUAUAAAAGUCAUCCUUUUGUUGUAUUGGUCCAUUAUUUACUACCAUUAAUUGAAAAUGUGAAACCAACACAUAGGUCUCCUUUUGUAUAAAAGACCUUAAGAUAAUAGUAACAAACUGGAUGUUAUUUAUUAAUGUUUUGAUCCAGUAUGUGCUUGUCUUAUUUAAAGAGAUAACUGGAAUGUGAAUCAUGUUCCUGUGAUUUGUUGGUUUAUUGUUUCUCAUUCACAUUUGUAGAUAUUGUGACCUAUGCCUAUAUAAUAAAAAGGAUCUCAUUACUAUACUGUACUUUUUUAAUGAUGAAAACUACAUUAGCUUUGUAUCAAGUUUGUCAUGGCACAUAACUCUGAAUACUCAUACCUUCACAAAAUACAACUCCAUCGUUAAACUUUAUCUACCAAAAGAAACCCUACCCCACUUAAGCUUUGAUUACUUCCAUCCCUAAUGUUUUUAUGGAUGCAUGAAAGUAUUAGGAUGUAUGUAUAUCAAAAUAGUUAACUAAAAAAAAUUAAAAAAUUUCUUGUCAUAUCUGGUAGUGACAGAGGUUAUCAAUGUUCAGGUUUACUGUUUGACUAAAUUAUUGUAAUUUUUGUAAAUACAGUAUAUACUCAAUGAAAUUGUGACUGGUCUAAAACAUUUGUAUAUACAUUAAAAAGCUCAAAU